AUGGUCACCGUCAAUGACGUUGAUGAUGGAAUGAAGGUUAUCAGGGAAAAACUCCAUAAUAAGAAGGUGCUAAUUGUUUUAGAUGAUGUGGACCAUAGGGAACAGCUUGAGAAACUAAUUGGCAAGAUCAGUUGGUUUGGUACAGGAAGUAGAGUCGUAAUUACGACAAGAAACAAAAGUAUCCUAGAGGGUGGAGAGAGAAUCAUACUUUAUGAACUGAAAGAAAUGAAUUCUGAUCAAGCACUUCAGCUUUAUGUGAAUCAUGCAUUCAAAAGAGAAUCUCCUAGAGACGAUUAUUAUGAUGGGCUUUCAAGGGAUAUUGUUUCUACCAUCGGAGGACUUCCUUUGGUCAUUGAGGUCUUGGGUUCUUUUCUUAAUUGGAAGCAAAAAACUAUGUGGAAAGAUACACUAGAAAGAUUAAGGAGCAUUGCUCAUGAAGAGGUGCAUCGAAAGUUGAAAAUUAUCUAUGACACCUUAAAUUGGAAGUAA
Messenger RNA from Syzygium oleosum, 489 nucleotides. RefSeq names its product disease resistance protein Roq1-like. The coding region runs from base 1 to 489 and encodes 162 amino acids. Lineage: Eukaryota; Viridiplantae; Streptophyta; Magnoliopsida; Myrtales; Myrtaceae. Gene Ontology annotation, molecular function: ADP binding. Gene Ontology annotation, biological process: defense response. The transcript has a single exon. The record is from RefSeq and is a predicted model, not a curated record.